CCUUCUCGCAGCAGCCCCAGGCUGGCACUACCGUAAAAUAUAAUCCGCCCCAGGGUCAGGAUACAAUGGUAAAGAAUGGAGUGACCCAGAACAUAACUACCAAACAUCAAUGCAUCACAGCAAUGAAGGAGUAUGAAGGGAAAAGUUUAGAGGAGUUAAGAAUGGAGGAUUAUGCUGCAGGAAGGAAAGGGAAACAAGCAGGUGCAACAUCUGGCUUCGGAGGUUUUGGUACCCCUGCUGCAGCUGCCACUCAACCAACAGGUUUUGCCUUUGGCCAGGCCAAGCCAACAGGUUUUGGAGCGUCAACUGGGUUUGGAACCAAUACAUCUACAGGGGGAGGCAGCCUGUUUGGUCAGCCUACAGCCCAGGCAUCUACUGGAGGAGGUCUGUUUGGUCAGACAAAUAAACCUUUGUUUGGUGCCGCAACCACCACUACCCAAAGUGGGUUUGGAUUUGGAACUAACACCAGUACAGGAACUGGUGGACUCUUUGGCCAGGCUCAACAGAAUAAGCCAUUGUUUGGUACAACAACAACUACACAACCAAGCUUGUUUGGGACAGGGACUAGCACGUUUGGUCAGCCGGCUGCAUCAGGGGCAGGAUUUGGGGGAUUUGGGACAUCUCAAGCAGGUGGACUUUUUGCAAACAAACCUGCAUUUGGAGCACAGGCUACCUCCACUGCUGGAUUCGGAGGAUUUGCCAACUCAAACUCUGGAGCAAAUCUAUUUGCCAAACCAUUUUCUGCACCCACUCCUGGAUUUGGAUUUAAUACAGCCACUACUUCAUCGGGAUUUGGUGCAACACAACCAUUUGGAGCUGCUAAGCCUGCUGGUUUUGGUUUGACAACAACCGCUACUCCUUCAUUUAACUUUGCUGCUGGAAACACUGCGGGAACCAGUAUGUUUGGUAACACGUUGAAUAAACCUGGUGCACUGGGCACGUUUGGUACUAAUACUACUACAGGAUUUGGAGGAUUCAAUACUGCUAAUACUGGUCUUGGAGGGGCUGCACCUACACUGGGAGGGACGGUCAACUCAACGGGAGUGAAUCCGGCAGUACAGAUUCAGCAAACACUGCUUGCCCUAUCACAGUCCCCAUAUGGUGACUCCCCUCUCUUUUGGAACAUGAAGGACAGCAAGACCAAGAGAGAAGAGGUUUUAAAGCCAACUAACCCAGUGGCACAGAAAGCGUUACUGGCAAAUCAACAUAAAGUGAGUCCAAGACCAAUGGCAAAGAUCCGACCAAAAGCAUUAUCUGGAGCUUUGAAUGGGAGCAAGUCGCAGAUAUUUGAAGGUUUGGAAGAAGAUGAUUUUAGUUUUGGAAGUGACACGUUCCAGCCAAGAAAAAGUGUUAAGAAAUUGACAAUCAAGAAAGUGGGACAGGAUUCUAACACUCCGAGCAGAGCAUCUUCUGUAAGCGGGGAACCACCAAAUGUAUCUUCAUUGAGAGAUGAGGAGCAUUUCAGGGGAAGGUCAUCUCCAGUCGCUUACAGUGGAGAGAGAAGACAAGAUACAGAUGUUCCCGAGACUGAGAAUAUUAUCCGCAGUAAAGGCAUCUCUGAUCAGAUGGCAGAUACUCCAGAUAGAAGACCUAACAUGGAUGACACUAUUGCUAUGCUGAAUGCCCAGAAUAAGGCCACCAGUAACAGGGAACCAGUGAGCUCUGGUACACGGGAACCAGGACAAGAUGAUACAGUCAACAUCAGUAUUAUCUCCAGAGACGAGAGUAUCAAUGAUGACGUGAUUGACGAGAGACCUAUGACUCCUCCCCCUCCUCACCCAGCGGGUAUUGUAUUAUCCCGACCAGGGUAUUACACAAUCCCUAGUACGGAGGCCCUGGCAGAGAUGGUGGAUGAAGAUGGGAAUUGCUUCGUCGAGGAUUUUACAAUCGGUCGAGAAGGAUACGGAAGUAUCUUCUUCCCAGGAACUACAAACAUUGCAAACAUGAACUUUGAUGAGACUGUGUUUUUCCGACGUAAGGAAGUGAUUGUGUAUCCUGAUGAUGAUAACAAGCCUGAUGUUGGGGAUGGACUUAAUAAGAAGGCAGAGAUCACUUUAGAUUGUGUUUGGCCGAGGGAUAAAUCUAUUGGAACGCCAAUCAAGAGCCCUGAGAAGUUAAAGUCAAUGAGAUGGCAAGAAAAAAUUGAAGAGAACUCCCUUAAAGUUGGAGCUAAAUUUAUCGAUUACAGACCUGAAACAGGGUCAUGGGUGUUUGAGGUGAAACAUUUUUCAAAGUACGGUCUUGUUGAUGACUCAGACGAGGAAGAUAUGCCAGAACAGGAUAAAAAACGUCUCCGCCUUGCCCAGGAACAACAAAUAGCCGUACAGAAACAAAAACUUCACCUGGAGAAACAGAAACAGCUAGAUGCUUCGAAAACGGGGGCUUCACUUACACAUGCAGGGGCUGGCAGACAGGUGGCAAAGUUCACAGUUGGCCCAGACGAGGAUAGUGAUGGGAGUGGCACUAUGAGGACCGAGGUUCCCAUGGGGGAUGAUGAUAAUCAGAUAUCGGAACCUUCACAAGGGGGAACUAGUGAGAUAGUAGGAGAACUUGAUGAUGAAGAUUUUGAUAUAGCAGAUGAGCAACCAUCAUCUCAUCGCUUAGCAACCAGUAUGGGUGUCGAUGCUCGAAAUAUGCAGGUGAUGAAAGCGUCAUUCUUUGGUGACGAGGAUGCCCCUGUCCCUGCAUUUGACGGUUCAAUGUUUUCCAAGAAGCAAGGUUCUCAGAUUGGUUCACCAUUGCUUAGACAGGUGGAUAGUCCCAGUCUGUUCAGUUCUAGCCUGAAAUCGAAAUACAUGUCACCAGUCAAAAUUGUUAAUGUGCCGCAAAAGGAAAUAAGUAAAGAAAAGAGUUUAUUUUCUCCCAGACUCAUUACUCCAGAGCCGAUCAGAGCUACCAGGUCGCCUCAGACCUUCCACCCACCUGUAAAGGAGUACAUGUUACUAGAGAGUGGCAUGACACCACAAGAUUAUCAGCAAAGAGUUGUUGGGGCUAGGGUUGAAAAGGUCAUUCCAACAAUAACGGAGAGUUUCACUCACAUGAAGCAGAAACUUCUCGUAGAUGCUGGCAUGUUUAUGGGAAGAUCAUUCCGUGUUGGUUGGGGACCAGGCUGGACCCUGGCUCAUUGUGGAGACAUUGUACAACCUAAAGAUUCUGAGGAGGAAAAGCCUACAAACACAUUUAGUUUAUUUGCCGGAGGUCAGAAACGGAGCCCGACACAGGGGGAGACACGCUGGAACGUACAUUUACAGAAAAUCAACAUUGCUGAUCAUAUACAAUCUAUCGACAAAACUGUCAUUCAAAAUCACCGUGAAAUGUUAGAGAUACAAUUGGUUCAUUCAAGGAGUACAAGGGAAGGCAACUGUCCUGUAUUUACUCCAUCUGUUGGAGUAGAGGCCUUGCAUCAAUAUGCUGAGAGAAAUCAAGAUGAACUAGAAACAUUAGGUUCCCAUCCAGAUGAGGCUAGUGUGAAACAUAUGGGUAUGGUGUGGGACCUUUGUGUAGCAUUAUGGGGAAAUAUGCCAGAGUUUAAAGAUACAGAUGUUGAGAGGGAUUCAUACCUAUACCACAAUGCUCGUAGAGAGGCAUUCACAAGAUGGCUGUCUUCUGUAUCAGCCGAUAUAAUCAGAGAGGAAGUUCAAGAAAGUAAAUAUAAGGACCAAGGUCAUCUACAAGCCAUUUUGAGUUGUCUGACAGGCCAUCAAGUAACAGAGGCAUGCAAUUUGGCACAGAAGUCUGGCGAUCACAGACUCGCACUUCUGCUUGCUGAGGCUGUAAGCAACUACCUACCUAGACAGAUGGUCUCAAAACAACUGGAAGAGUUAAUUGAGCUUGGGGAUGAUACUUUCUACAAUCAGACAAGGCUGAAGAUUUACAGUUUAUUGGCCGGACAACUUGUGUUGCCUUGUAAUACUGUGACAAUAAAUACAUGUGAAGGAAUGGACUGGAAGAGAGCAUUGGCAUUGCAUUUAUGGUAUUGCUGCCAACUAGAGGCACCUAUACAAGAAGCUGUAGAACUUUAUGAACGAGCAUUCAAAGGGUCACAUGAGAAUCAGAUAUAUUCCCGCCCACCGUUACCGCCGUACAUCGAGGCCGAGGACUCCGGCGAGAUGGAAUUCUCCGUAAGAGAUACAUGCUAUCACUUGCUGUGUCUGUACUGUCAGAAAUGUCAUCAGUUAGAACGUCUUCUGAAUCCUACUACGUCUACAGCAAGCCAUCUAGAUUAUAGACUUAGCUGGCAUUUAAGUCAAGUGCUUCAAAGUUUAUCGUACAAUCACCUGUCAGCGUACCAUAGAGCUAGUCUACAUAUGAACUUCGCAGCACACCUGGAAUCUCUAGACCUCUGGGAGUGGGCAGUGUUUGUGGCAUUACACAUUGAAAACCCUAUCAGUCGAGAAUCAGCUGUGCGCAACAUUCUAAAUCGUCACAUUCAGUUGUCAUCAUCUGAGUUAUACAUAGAGAAAGAGGAAUUAUUGAAUGAACGUUUGUUGGUACCUCUUGAAUGGAUACAUAGUGCUAAGGCACUGAGAGCAAACUAUGAAUCCAAGCCUCAAGAAGAAGCCUGGCAUUUAUUAAAGGCUGGACAAUGGAAUAAAAGUCAUGAGGUUAUAAUGAGAUAUAUAGCCCCUGAUGCAAUUAUACAUGAACGUCAUGACUACUUGUACGAGUUCCUGGCAGAGUUAUCUGCCCCCGUUCGAAGUGCUACAAUAUUAGACUGGCAUAUUGCUGGAAGUGUUUACCUGGAGUAUAUUAACAUCUCUAAUAGUAUGAAGCAACUUUCUAAGGCUGGUGAGCCAAACUUGUAUGAAUUAGACAAACUACUACCUGAAGUGAAAUCAUUGUGUACUAAAGUGGGAAGUAUUCCAUGUAGAAACUCCAAGGACAGAUUGUGUCAGUCAGAAAUGGGAAAGAAAGCGACAAACUUUUUACGCCUGAUUCUCACAUUUCAAGCUGAAGCCAAUGGGGAGCCCCAGCCUCCAAUGAGGCUACUAGCACCUUACAUUAGAAAUUUACAGAUGCCAGAAGACUACAUCUUACAUGAACUUCGAGCAUUGACUAGAAGCUACACAAUGGAACAGGCUGUUGCAUGAAAAAAUAGCAUAACUAAAAAUUAUAAUAUUAUAGUCUGUUUCAAUGAGACUAUCAUCAAUUUAACUUGUUAAAUACCGAGAACUUGUAAAACUGUUGAAAAAAAAUCCAUUCUUGAAGUAUUUGGAUUAUUUACUUCUUUCUUCACAGAUUUUGUGUUCGUUUGAUUUAUAGGAAAUUUGACAUAAAUCAAGAUGUAAUAUUGUUUCGUGUAAUUCCCCAUAGUACUGCAUAUAAUCUUUGCUUUAAACAUAAAUCCAAAUAUUUCAUCUUUUUUU
Molecule: messenger RNA, 5366 nt
Organism: Ruditapes philippinarum (Manila clam)
Lineage: Eukaryota; Metazoa; Mollusca; Bivalvia; Venerida; Veneridae
Product: nuclear pore complex protein Nup98-Nup96-like
Biological process (GO): protein import into nucleus; post-transcriptional tethering of RNA polymerase II gene DNA at nuclear periphery; RNA export from nucleus
Cellular component (GO): nuclear pore; nuclear pore cytoplasmic filaments
Molecular function (GO): structural constituent of nuclear pore
Source: RefSeq, a predicted model, not a curated record